UAAUGUUAUGGCUGUGUUAUCCAAGGCCGUCUGUGUUAUUCGUUGGUGUUUGUUUGUUUGUUUGGAACUUGCGUAAUGGAAAAUGUGGGAAUGAUAAUUUGUGGUGUAUGAUAUAAUUUUAAAACUUUGUCUCAUCCUCCUGUAUAAAAUCCGCUGCGAUUAUAAAUUAGUGUGUUUUAAAUGCCUAGUAAGAAGAAAAAAUAUAACGCCCGUUUUCCUGCUGGGCGAAUCAAGAAAAUCAUGCAGACAGAUGAAGAGGUGGGGAAGGUCGCACAAGCGGUUCCCGUCAUCAUCUCCAGAACUCUGGAGUUGUUUGUGGAGUCACUUCUCAAGAGGACCAUAGAAAUAACAAACGCCAAACAUGCGAGGACGCUAACACCUUCACACAUGAAACAGUGCAUACUCUCUGAAAGCAGAUUCGACUUCCUGAAGGACUUGGUGAAGGCGGUGCCCGAUGUAUCGCCAUCCGAGGGAGACGAAAGCAAACCCGUGGCUGUUCCGAGCUGCCGGUUGUCCACGGAGAGUCUGCAAUUGGCCGGCUGUCCCGCCGAGGCCAAGGGCGUGCCUUCCAAGGAAAACUCUUGUGACUCGGUGGGAAGUGCAGCAGGUUCGAACUCUCGAGUGGACCCCGUUUCUGUCCCCGGAGCGAAAAAUCAAACCGACCCGUUCUCCGACCAGAAAGGUGACUUUGCUGCGAACUCGGCGUUUGUUACGAAAGUGCAGCAGGAUACGAGUAUCGAUGAAGACUACGACACGUAGCACGCUGGACUUGUGCAUCUGCGACGUUACGUGUCAGUGCGAUGGAGACCUCACCUUGCUCUCAAUAUACAAGACUUGUUUACGCUAAUGCCUAUAAUUUUUUUAUAUUUGAUUUUUAUUGUUUAUUAAUAUAGUCAGGAUUUGUCAAUAUAUUAAUAUUACCUUUAUUAUGAAAGAAUUUUGUGUUUUGGUACCCAGCCAGUACAAAUUCAUUGUUAUGUAUUGUGUCUUUUAUAUAUUAUAUAUAUUACAUUAGACUUUAAAAAAUAAUAUUUGGAAUGUUGCAAAAAUCUUUUGUCAGAAAAUCAUAAAAAUAAAUUAAAGGUGUAAUUUUU
Molecule: messenger RNA, 1094 nt
Organism: Bacillus rossius redtenbacheri
Lineage: Eukaryota; Metazoa; Arthropoda; Insecta; Phasmatodea; Bacillidae
Gene: NC2alpha
Product: dr1-associated corepressor
Exons: 5
Coding region: 181-759 (192 amino acids)
Biological process (GO): transcription by RNA polymerase II
Cellular component (GO): nucleus; negative cofactor 2 complex
Molecular function (GO): core promoter sequence-specific DNA binding; protein heterodimerization activity; RNA polymerase II general transcription initiation factor activity
Source: RefSeq, a predicted model, not a curated record